UGCCUGGAAGGCACUGCAGGCUGAAAUUUGGAGACAUAGGCUGCUUUAUUUUAUUUUUCCAAAUAUAAAAACCUUCCAUUUGGAUAUUGGAUUUUUAUGUGGCUCUUUGCAGCGGAGGGAUGUGUGGUUUCUUUUAAUUUUACUCUUUUUUUUUUCUCUUUCUCUUUUAAUUAUUAAAAAAGCCUUCCAGUUAAAACGCAAGGAAACCGUUUUACCUGCAUGUGACAAUCCCAGAGGACACCGACCAAGAAACAGGGGAGUGACUUGGUCUUCUGCACUACUUUACUCCUACCCCCAUUUUUUUUUAAUUUUAUUUUUUUUUAGGGGGGAGAGAAGGAUUUUUGCAGCCCAAGAACCUCUUGCCCCCAAGUUUUGGAAGGGGGGAGGGGGGGUUGAAGACUUGUCACCCACCUGGGGGUGCACGAAGGGCAUCGCUUUUCUUUCUGUGCCAACUUGGUUUCGUGGAGGUUUGGAAGAGAAUUUUUGCCCGGGAGAAGAGGACGAUGAUGUGGAAGUGGCUGGGCGCCCUGCUGCUCUUCCCGGUGCAGAUGGUGUAUCUGGUGGUGAAAGCUGCCCUGUGCCUGGUGCUGCCGCCCAAGCUGCGGGACCUGUCCCAGGAGAACGUGCUGGUCACCGGCGGGGGCCGCGGCAUCGGUCGCCACCUGGCCCGGGAGUUCGCCAGGAGAGGAGCCAGGAAGAUCAUCCUGUGGGGUCGGACUGAGAAGUGCCUGAAGGAGACCACGGAGGAGAUCAGGCUGAUGGGCACAGAGUGCCACUAUUUCAUCUGUGACGUGGGCAAUCGAGAGGAGGUCUAUCGGCAGGCCAAGGCCGUGAGGGAGAAGGUGGGUGACAUCACCAUCCUGGUGAACAACGCUGCCGUGGUCCACGGGAAGAGCCUGAUGGACAGCGAUGAUGAUGCACUGCUCAAAUCCCAGCACAUCAACACCCUGGGACAGUUCUGGACCACCAAGGCAUUCCUGCCAAGGAUGCUGGAGCUGCAGAAUGGACACAUUGUGUGCCUGAACUCCGUCCUGGCCUUGUCAGCCAUCCCUGGUGCCAUUGACUAUUGCACCUCCAAAGCCUCCUCCUUUGCCUUCAUGGAGAGCCUGACCCUGGGGCUGCUGGACUGUCCUGGAGUGAAUGCCACGACAGUGCUGCCCUUCCACACCAGCACAGAGAUGUUCCAGGGCAUGAGAAUCAGGUUCCCCAGUCUUUUCCCUCCCCUCAAGCCAGAGACAGUGGCCAGGAGGACGGUAGAGGCUGUUCAGACAAAUCAAGCCUUCCUGCUCCUUCCAUGGACAAUGCAUGUUCUUGUCAUCCUAAAAAGCAUCCUCCCUCAGGCAGCACUUGAAGAAAUCCACAAGUUCUCUGGGAGCUACACCUGCAUGAACACUUUCAAAGGGCGAACAUAGAGCCGAUGGCACAGGGACUGGUCCUGAGUGAGCCCCUGACAGGACUGUGAAUCAGCAGCCUUGGCUUCCAGCCUGUUCAUGUGACUUGUGCUGCUCUGAGGCAACGCAUUUCUUGCAGGUCAUAUCCAUAGUAACAUGACCUUUGCACAGGAUUGAGUGACUGGACUGUGGACCCUUUGGAAAGGAAAACAAAGCGCGUGAAACGGUUCUGCGGUGUUUAAUUCUUUAGAGUUCAAUUGUUGAGUCUCCUCCUAGUUUUGAGAUGUAAUUUUUGUUUCUGAAGUUGUCUGUGGGCUGUCCCAGUGGAGAGGCAGCACUUGCCAUGCCAAACACACUUUGUCUCCUCUCUUCCAUGGUUUCAUUUCUGCUUUUGGAAAGGGGAACUGAAAAAAGUACUUUGAGGAACUAAAAGUUAUGGACAUUUAACGGAAGUUUCUCUCCCUUCCUUCGCUUUCCAUCCCUUCCUUCACUUUCCAUUCCAUGGUGGAGCUGUUCCCAGCACACCCUGGGGAAGGAGCAAACCUUGGAGCAGUGUUUUCUUUGCUAAAGGCCACCCAGGACUUCUAUGUGGAAGGACUGAGCUGGGCCCAAAGAGAGUUGUUGUAUUUCACCUGUGGGGGCUGGACAGGAGGGUUCAGGCAGCAGAGCAGUUCAAAUAGUGGGAGAUUCCUUCUGUCACUGAACUCAUAUAUGAAAUUUGUCAUUCUGAAUUUUUUUCUUCAUUUAUGAUCAAAUAUAAGUACGUUUUUAGCAUUAAUCCCAGGUUGCCACACAUGUAGGCAGCAGCAUCAACAAUGGGAUGAACUAAAUCUAGAACUAAAACUGGAGCCUGCUUGUACAAACACACAUUCACUGACAUAAUCCAUGCAGAGGAAAGUCCACUGUAUCAGUCUGCACAGUGAGGUGGAAUAAUGCUCUAAAAACAGAAGAGUCUGUACUGUAGAGCUCAUGAAAUGUGAAGUUUGGAAGCACAGUUAGCAAAGGCCUGAUUAAAUGCAUGUUGAAUUCAA
Messenger RNA from Empidonax traillii (willow flycatcher), 2422 nucleotides. RefSeq names its product dehydrogenase/reductase 3 (gene DHRS3). The record is from RefSeq and is a predicted model, not a curated record. Gene Ontology annotation, cellular component: lipid droplet. Lineage: Eukaryota; Metazoa; Chordata; Aves; Passeriformes; Tyrannidae. The transcript has 6 exons. Gene Ontology annotation, molecular function: oxidoreductase activity, acting on the CH-OH group of donors, NAD or NADP as acceptor. The coding region runs from base 504 to 1412 and encodes 302 amino acids.